AUGAAUUUUUCUUUGUUCUUUCUACUUUCACUUUCAUUUAGCUCUAUUACAUUGACUUUUCAUUCUUUCCCUCUCUCUCUUAUCACUUUCUUUUUUCUCUCUUUCUUCCACUUCUUUGACAUUUCUCCCCUCCUCUUUGCUCCUUACUAUCCUUUCUUUUUUCUUUCUUUCACUUCUCUCAGAUUUCUUCCUCUCUCUUUGCUCCUUUCUCUUUCUUUUUUCUCUUUCUACUUCACCCACACUUCUUCCUUCCUCUUUGCUUUUUUCUUUUUUACUUUCUUCCACUUCUCUCUCAUUUCUACAUUCUUCUUUGCUACUUUCUCUCCUUCCUUUUUCUUCUUCCUUCCACUUCUCCCAUACUUCUUCCUCCCUUUUUGCUCAUUUCUUUCUUUCUUUCACUUCUCUCCACUUUCUUCCUUCCUCUUUGCUUUCUUUCCUUUCUUUUCCUGCUUUUGUUUUGACUUUCAUAUUUACCUUUUCUUUUGUAAAUUCUCCAUUCUGCAUCUUUUAUUUCUUCAUUUUUCCAUUUUAUACUUUCACUUUCAGUUUCACUUUGCAAUCUAUUUCUUCCUUUCAAUUUCAUGUUAUAUCCUUAAUACAUUAACUUUUCAUACUUUUACUCUUUCUCUCUCUCUUAUCUUUUUGUCUUUUCUUUCUUCUCUUUUUCUUCCAGACUUCUUCUUUCCUCUUUGGUCAUUUCCCUCCUUUCUUUUAUCUCUUUCUUCUUUCCUCUUUCCUUUCUUUUCCCUACUUUUAGAUUCACCUCUUCUUUUGUACACACUCCAUUCUCUCUAUCUUCUAUUUCUUUUCUUUUUUUCACCUGUACUCCCUUUACUUUUUUGUUCCUUUGAUUUUUUUCCUUCUAUUGUUUUUAUUUUUUAUUUGUCUUUCAUUUUUUUGUUUACUUUCUUUUACUUUCUUUUCUUUGUAUUUUCUUUCUCUCUUAUUUAUUUUUCUUUUCUAUCGUUUUUAUUUUAUUUCUUGUUUGUUUUUCAUUUUUCUUCUUUCUUUUUUCCUUUUUGGUCUUUUCUUUUCUUUCUCUCUUAUUUGUCCUUCAUCUUUCAUUUUUCUUUUUCUUUCUUUUGUUUGUCUUGCCUUUUCUUUCUCUCUUAUUUGUCUUUUCUUUUCUUUAUCUCUCCCUCGUCUUUCAUUUUUCUUGUCUUUCUUUUUCUUUAUUUUCUUUGUAUUUUCUUUCUUUCUUAUUUGUCUUUCAUUUUUCAUUUUUCUUUUUCUUCUUUUUUUGUCUUUUCUUUUCUUUCUCUCUUAUUUAUUUUUUCUUUUCUAUCAUUUUUAUUUUAUUUCUUAUUUGUUUUUCAUUUUUCUUCUUUUUUUUCCUUUUUUGUCUUUUCUUUUCUUUCUCUCUUAUUUGUCCUUCAUUUUUCUUUUCUUUUCUUUCUUUUCCUUGUCUUCCCUUUUCUUUCUCUCUUAUUUGUCUUUUCUUCUCUGUUUCUCUCUCUUGUCUUUUAUUUUUCUUGUCUUUCUUUUUCUUUUUCUUUGUCUUUUCUUUCUUUCUUAUUUGUCUUUCAUUUUUCAUCUUUCUUUUCUUUAUCUUUUUCAUUCAUCUUUCAUUUUUCAUCUUACUCUUUCUUUUUCUUUCUUUCAUAUUUGUCAUUCAUUUUGACCUUUCUUUUUCUUUUCUUUCUCUCUUAUUUGUCUAUCAUUUUUCUUGUCUUCCUUUUUUGUUAUUCUUCCUUUUCUGUCUUUUCUUUCUAUUUUUUACAUUUCUUUCUUGAUAUUUUUUUGUUGCCUCUAUUUUCUUCUUUUAUUUUCCAACUUCUUUCUUCUUUUUCCAAUUUUUUUCUUAUCUCUCUUUCCUUCUUUCACUUUUAUCCUCUUUUCUUUCUUAACUUUUUCGAUUCUUACUCCCGUUUUCUAUAUUUACUCUUUUCUUUUUGUUCCUAUUUCCUUGCUCUUAUUUCUUUACAACCCAAUAAAAUAAAUAAAAGAUCACAAUUUUCAAUGCUCUAUCAUCUAAGAAUUAAUCAAAUAAAAAUGUGA
This is a messenger RNA of Acanthosepion pharaonis, 1998 nucleotides long. NCBI's taxonomy places the organism in Eukaryota, Metazoa, Mollusca, Cephalopoda, Sepiida, Sepiidae. The record is from the annotation of a GenBank genome assembly.